AUGCAAGAGUUCCCGGUGGACAAUUUCCUUGGUGCCGCUGUGCGCCUUCUCGAGUACAUCGAGUACCAGGACAGCAACUAUUCCCGCGAAGAACGCAUUGAGAACCUUCGUUAUGCCUACGAAAAAGCAGUCCACCACUUUGCUCAAGAACGCCAGCAGACCCUGUUAAAGGCCGACCCAAAGAGACUUCAAGCCUCUCUUCAGACCAUUGUUGGCAUGGUUGUCUACAGCUGGACCAAGGUCUCCAAAGAACUCAUGGCAGACCUCAGCAUCCACUACACAUACACGCUCGUGCUAGAUGACAGCCGAGACGACCCUCAUCCUCAGAUGCUGACCUACUUUGACGACUUGCAAAGUGGCCGUGAGCAGAAACACCCUUGGUGGAUACUUGUGAACGAACACUUUCCCAAUGUCCUUCGACACUUUGGGCCGUUUUGCUCCCUCAACCUCAUCCGCAGUACACUUGACUUUUUCGAAGGCUGCUGGAUUGAGCAGUACAACUUUCAUGGAUAUCACGGCUCGUACGAUUAUCCCGGCUUCCUCCGCCGCAUCAACGGCCUUGGUCACUGCGUAGGAGCCUCCCUGUGGCCCAAAGACCAGUUUAAUGAGCAAGUGCUCUUUCGUGAAAUAACCUCCGCCGUCGCUCAGAUGGAAAACUGGAUGGUUUGGGUCAAUGACCUGCUCUCUUUUUACAAGGAGUACGACGACCCCCGCGACCAGACCAGUCUUGUCAAAAACUAUGUCACCACAUACGGCAUCACCCUGGGCGAAGCGCUGGAGAAGCUGAUCGAGGAUACGCUUCUGUCCUCCAAGCAGAUGAUGGCCGUCUUCGCCGACAAGGAUCCGCAGCUCAAAGAAACAAUCACCCGCUUCAUGCACGGCUAUGUUACCUGGCACCUGUGUGACAAUCGCUACAGGUUGAAGGAGAUCUAUCUUCGGGCGAAGACGAUGGAUACAGAGGAUGCUCGCGCUUUCACCAGGUUUCGCGAGCAAGCAGCCGAAGUUGGCGCUGUCGCGGCCUCCGAGUGGGUGAAGUUCACGGUCGUCGAUGCUGUUGAAGCCCAGAAAGCAGCCAAGAAGCACUCUGGCGAUAAAGUUGCUCCGCAGGGUCUAUUUUCGCGCUUUGCUCUAUCCUGGUGGCAAAACGGACUAGUUUUAUGUGUUAUCAUACUUCUUCUCACGAACAUGCACCUACCCCUGCCCCUACUAUUUGGUACCUCCGCGUCGCGCGGCCACUGGCACGACAUCUCGAACAACAUCUCGAACACACUGUCAAGCCUUCGAAUUACCGCUAAUCCCUGA
Molecule: messenger RNA, 1302 nt
Organism: Akanthomyces muscarius
Lineage: Eukaryota; Fungi; Ascomycota; Sordariomycetes; Hypocreales; Cordycipitaceae
Exons: 2
Coding region: 1-1302 (433 amino acids)
Molecular function (GO): carbon-oxygen lyase activity, acting on phosphates
Source: RefSeq, a predicted model, not a curated record